Messenger RNA from Penicillium pulvis, 1857 nucleotides. RefSeq names its product FAD binding domain-containing protein. The record is from RefSeq and is a predicted model, not a curated record. Bases 1 to 1857 code for a protein of 618 amino acids. Gene Ontology annotation, molecular function: FAD binding. Lineage: Eukaryota; Fungi; Ascomycota; Eurotiomycetes; Eurotiales; Aspergillaceae. The transcript has 2 exons.
AUGUGUGCCCAAGCAGAGAGAUUAAAUGGCGUCACGCAGGCGUUACCCAGCGGCACUGUUCUGAUCGCCGGCGGUGGGCCUGUCGGCCUGUUACUUGCACGCAUCCUGUCUUUCUAUGGUGUCAAGUCGGUACUAUUCGAGCGCAACUUGACAACGACAAAGUGGCCUAAGAUGGAUCUCACGAACGCGCGGUCUAUGGAACUUUUCCGCAAAAUAGGCCUGGCCGACAGCCUGCGAGAACAGGGUGUACCGGGUGACAUUGAUCAGAAUGUGCUCAUCUCCACAGGCUUGUCAGCUGCUAAGGUACUCACUCAGUGGGAGUUACCUGGUGUUGAAAAGUUCCGGGAGCGAAUUCUGAAAACAAAUGAUGGCACCCAGCCUCAAGAACCGUGGCAGAGAGUCUCACAGGCAAUAUUCGAGAAGUGGCUCAAAGCGAUAUGCGACGAAGACCCUCUGAUUGAUCUAAACUACGGCUUUAAAGUAGAGUCAGUUGAGGAAAGCAGUGACAUCCUCAAGACGACUGUAACGAAUGUCGCUACUGGCACGCAGACGGUAUGGAGCUCGGAUUAUGUGGCGGGCUGUGAUGGCGCUUCCAGCAGGGUCCGCACUUCUCUAUCCAUCCCCAUCGAUGGAGGCCCAAUUCCUUCGUGUGCGUUGCUAGUGCAUUUCAAGUCUCGUGACCUCACUCGUCUGCAUAAACAGGGGAGAUUUUGGCACAUCUUUCUCCUCGGGGUAUCUGGAGAAUUUGAAGCUGCCAUUAUAUCUCAAGACGAGAAGGAUACUUGGACCACACACCUAUUUCUACCAUUGGAUGCUGAGCCCGAGAAGAUUGAUUCCUAUGAUGCCGUCUACAGAGUCCUCGGCGGCCUGUACGGGCCAUAUCGCAUCGAGAUCGACGAGAUACUCGUACGCUCAAUAUGGAGGCCCAAUAUUGCCGUAGCCCGCACUUGGGUCGGGUCAACCGGGCGAGUGUUCUUGGCCGGCGAUGCAGCACAUCAGAAUAUCCCCACUGGGGGUUACGGAAUGAACAUGGGAAUCGGAGACGCCUUCGAUCUUGGCUGGAAGCUCUCUUCGGUCAUUAACGGCCAAGGCGGCACUGGUCUGCUAAAGUCAUACGAGUUAGAGCGCAGGCCUGUUGCUCUUCGAAACGUAGAGCACUCUGGCGUUCAUUUCAAUGUCCACGGCGGGCUAAAAGAUAUUCUAAGUGGUGGCGACCCUCGCCGUGUCGACGGUGAUGACGAGGCAGCCCUUGCUCUCCGUAAGCGGAUCCACGAUUAUUAUCAGCUCCACGACGGAGAAAACAAAGACCUUGGUAUUGAAAUGGGCUAUCGAUACAACUCGCCCGUCGUCAUUUGUCGGGAAGAUGAUGGCAUCGAGCCUGAGUUCAACCCUCACAAGUACACACCCACCACCUGGCCGGGAAGUCGAGCACCACACCUUUACCUGACCGACGGUACAAGCAUUUUCGACUUAUUUGGUAAACACUGGGCACUACUGGUUUUCACCAACCAGGAAGUGGGACAAACUCACAUUGUCACUGCUGCCAGAGCGGCAGGGCUGAGUCUCCGCCAGGUCGAUCUCUCAGGAGAGGAUGAUGCGAAGAGGCUGUAUGAACGAAACCUAGUUCUUAUAAGGCCAGAUCAUCAUGUAGCCUGGCGAGCGAUGGAAAUGUCGUCAUUGAAAGUCGCGAAAGGCGUUUUAGAAGUCAUCACAGGGCGCCUCGACUUGUCAUCAGAAUCAUCGAUCAAUCAGGCUACGAAGACAGAAAAGCCCAAGGACGUGUUUACGUCUACCAUUGGAAUAGAUGCUCAGAUCAAUAGCUUUAAUUUGGAGAGGAUGGCUGAGUUCCAACAAUAG